AUGUUGGUUAUGUCUCGGUUUCGGGAGAGGUUUUCCGUCCAGUGGGUUAAAUCGGGAUCUGCCGUGAAGGCUCCGAGUCUGUUUACGGCAAAGGCUAUGUCUGGCCUUGUUGCACACGCGGCAUACAUUAAGGAACCGAUUAAUGAAGCAUAA
Coniophora puteana RWD-64-598 SS2 is the source of this 153-nucleotide messenger RNA. RefSeq lists its product as uncharacterized. The transcript is spliced from 2 exons. NCBI's taxonomy places the organism in Eukaryota, Fungi, Basidiomycota, Agaricomycetes, Boletales, Coniophoraceae. The coding region runs from base 1 to 153 and encodes 50 amino acids. The record is from RefSeq and is a predicted model, not a curated record.